Messenger RNA from Aureobasidium vineae, 1164 nucleotides. Lineage: Eukaryota; Fungi; Ascomycota; Dothideomycetes; Dothideales; Saccotheciaceae. The record is from the annotation of a GenBank genome assembly.
AUGGCAUACCAUGCGACAGCUCUCCUGGCCCUCUCUGGCCUUGCAUCUCUGAGCAACGCCAAACCCAUCCACCCUUACAGCUCCACCGAUAGCAGCUCCGAUCACCACGGCAGCAUGACCUCUUCUUCUUCUAACUCCACUUCUUCCUUCUACCAAAGCUUCCCCACCCAGGUCGCUUCCAGCAAGAAUCUGCUCCUCAGCAACGGCUUCCCAAAGCUCUCUCCCUCAGCCCUCACAGACGUCAACAAUGCCGCCCACGGCACCCUCUCCAACGCCACCGGCAACGUGACCUUUGCCCCCGACUCGCUUACAAACUUCCAACUCAUUGCCUUUAACGAAUUCUUCGAAGUCGCCUUCUUCACCUCUCUACUCACCAACAUCACCACCGGCGUUCCUGGCUUUGAAAUCCCUGCACGUCUCAACAGCACCUACAUCAUCGACACUUUGAUCGCUGUGCAAGCCCAAGAAGAACUACACGCCAUCAACGCAAACACCAAAUUGCCCGUGCCGCUCCAGACCUGCGAGUACAAGUUCCCCACCAUCAAUUUCACGGAUGCCAUAGGACUUGCAGCCACUUCUACCGAUGUCGUCAUGGGCACUUUGCAAGAUGUUGCGUUUGUUUUUGCCGACGAUGGCAAUAAAGGUGUUGUCAAUGGCAUUGUGUCUGUGGUUGGUCAGGAAGGAGAACAAAAUGGCUUUUACCGCUCCCUGCUCAACAAGAUUCCCUCUGCGCAACCUUUUCUCACGGCAUCAGCCCGCGAUUUUGCUUUCUCGGCACUGAAUCAGAACUUUGUGGUUAAAGGCUCUUGCGAUAUUUCUGGUAUCCCGCUUAAGGUGUUUGAGGUGCUUACUCUUGUGACUCCCAAUGUUGAACUCGGUGAUCAAGUCAUCAGUUUGAGUUUUGAUAUCAGCAAUUACCGUGGUACUGCUGAGGACUUGGAGUUUGUGCUUAUCAGCGGACAAAAUGUUCCUAUUGUGCAGGAGCUCAAGAAUGUCAAGCAGGAGGGCAAAAAGGUUACUUUUGAGGCUGAGUUUUUGCAGCAGACUGAUCUUCUCUUUGGUCUUACCAUUGGUGCUGUGGUGAAGAAGGGACAGAGCUUGGCUACUGUCAAGGAUGUGGUUGAUGCUACUGUUUUCGGACCUGCGCUUAUUGAAGUUGCUUAG